This is a messenger RNA of Cricetulus griseus (Chinese hamster), 1551 nucleotides long. Lineage: Eukaryota; Metazoa; Chordata; Mammalia; Rodentia; Cricetidae. The record is from RefSeq and is a predicted model, not a curated record.
AUGUGGCUUCUCCUUGCUUUCGUCUUGCUGGUGUCUGCAGCUCAGGACGGUGACAAGGUACUAGAGGGCGAGGAGUGUGCACCCCAUUCGCAGCCGUGGCAAGUGGCCCUCUUCGAGCGUGGCCGUUUCAAUUGUGGUGCUUUCCUCAUCUCCCCACACUGGGUGUUGACUGCCGCCCACUGCCAGACCCGCUUCAUGAGAGUGCGCCUGGGCGAGCACAACCUUCGAAAGCAUGAUGGCCCAGAGCAAGUGCGCUCCGUGUCUAGAAUCAUCCCACAUCCGGGCUACGAGGCUCGCACCCAUCGGCAUGACAUUAUGUUGCUGAGACUUCUCCAUCCUGCCCGGCUAUCAUCUCAGGUGCACCCCGUGGCUCUGCCUACACGUUGCCCCUUUACUGGUGAGGACUGCGUGGUGUCAGGCUGGGGCCUGUUAUCAGCCAACAAGCCUGGAGACUCAGAGAGUCACAAGUCACAAGUGAGACUCCCCGAUACGUUGCAUUGUGCCAACAUCAGCAUUAUCUCCGAAGCAUCUUGCAACAAGGACUACCCCGGUCGAGUGUUGCCCACCAUGGUGUGUGCUGGAGUAGAGGGCCGUGGCACCGACUCCUGUGAGGGUGACUCUGGAGGACCCUUGGUCUGUAGGGGUGCCCUGCAGGGCAUCGUAUCCUGGGGUGAUGUCCCCUGUGAUACUACCACCAAGCCUGGUGUCUACACCAAAGUCUGCAGCUACUUGAAGUGGAUCCGGGAAAACAUGAAAAGGAACGCCAUGUGGUUCCUGACCCUGUUCGCAGCCCUGUUCCUGGGAGAGACUGGUGCUGCACCUCCCAUCCAAUCUCGGAUCAUUGGAGGAUCUGACUGUGAGAAGAGUUCCCAGCCCUGGCAGGCAGCUAUAUACCACUACACCAAAUUCCAAUGUGGGGGCAUCCUGGUGGACCCCAAGUGGGUGCUCACAGCUGCUCACUGCUACAGUGACAAGUACCAGGUUUGGCUGGGCCGCAACAGCCUAGAUGAGAAUGAACCCUCAGCUCAGCACCUGUUUGUCCACAAAAGCUUCCCUCAUCCUGACUUCAACAUGGACCUCCUGAAGAACAAUUCCCAAAACCUUGAGGCGGACUAUAGCAAUGACCUGAUGCUGCUGCAACUCACCCAGCCUGCUGAAAUCACGGAUUCUGUGAAGGUCCUCAGCCUGCCCACCGAGGAACCCACGAUGGGGAGUACCUGCCUUGCCUCAGGCUGGGGCAGUGUUGAACCCAUCGACUUCGAAUACCCAGAAAACCUGCAGUGUGUGAACCUCAAGCUCCUGCCUAUUGAGGAGUGCAUCAAAGCCCAUGCCCAAAAGGUGACAGACCUCAUGCUGUGUGCAGGAGACUUAGAAGAAGGAAAAGACACUUGCGUGGGUGACUCAGGGGGCCCGCUGAUCUGUGAUGGUAUGUUCCAAGGUGUCACAUCAUGGGGCCCUGCCCCAUGCGGCAAACCCGACAAGCCGGGCAUCUACACUAAACUUAUUGAAUUCGUCCCCUGGAUAAAUGAAGUUAUUAAGGAACACUCCUGA